AAAUCGUUUUAGAAUUUACUAAAAAACAAAUCAUUUAAAUUCUAAAUUGAAUACACCUCUAUAAGUUUCGACAAUUUUUCAUUAUAACAGUUUUUUAUCAUUAAGUUGUAUCUUUAUAAAAAAUUGUCAUAUAUAGUGAACAAUAAACUAACAUCAACUUUAAUCUUCAAAAACUUGAAAAGAAGCUUACCUUCAAUUUAAAAGGGUCAUAUGAGACACCAACCUUUGUGAAAUCUAACUUUCAAUAGUUAAAUUUAAUUUCCAAGAAAACUUAAGAUUAAGGGAAAGCUUAGCCUAAAUAUUAUUGUUUUUUGUCAAGAAAAGGUUGGCUCAUAUCAACUUUGUACCUUAUGAUAAAUCACACCUAGAUAAAAUACAUUCCAAGUGAAAAUAAUAUCUCAAGAACUAUUAAACAAAAACAAAGAGUUUAUGCAUCUGCUCGAGCUGAGCAUUUUCAAAUAAAUAGAGAAAGGAAAUAACAAACUUAUUGAAUUAACAUUGGUUAAAAGUUAUUGAAAAUUACAAAAAUUAAUAUAUUUAUUAUAAUAAUAAGUUAAUGUAUUUUUUAAUAUGCGUGAAAACACAAAAAAAUGUAUAUUUGUGGAACGGAGGGGUGUUUGCUCUUAAAAAUGUUUUGUAAUCAACGAGAAGAACAUGCUCUGUCUCCCAUUCAUACGCUCGAACACUACACAAAGAGACGCACAUGCAACUUUUUUAGAUUCCUUUCAAGUUUUGAUGUGCUUGUUGAUCAUAUGAUGUAACUUCAGAUGUCGAGAACAUGAGGGAAAAUAGUAAGAAUUACACAAUAUACUUUGCACCUUGUGAUAAAAUUAAACUUGAAUAAAAAUUACAUUCCAAAUGAGAUUACAAACUUGAAUCCCAAAAAUUAUUAAGCGACAACAGAAUGCAUAAAAACACUGCUCGAUCUGAGCACAUAAAAUAAAUGGAGAAAGAAAAUAACAAACAAGGUAAUAUUUCUUUAAGUGUUUGUUUCCAUCUAUUGCUUCAAAUCUUGAAACUCAUCAAGAACGAUUUGAUCUUCUAUAGUAGAAUUAACAGAGUAACUCACAGUAUGGUUCCUGUCACAGAGAAAUAUCCACACAUUAAUUAGAUCCAUGAAUCCAACUAAGACACAAACAUUAUGCAUUUAUGCAUAUAGAUUAAGGAUAGUAUUAAAUUGUUGAUUAUUGGCAUAGACAAAGAGAAAAUAGGUUGGACUGUUGUGCAUGCAGAAGACUACAGUAUAGUUAUUCUGACAUGUUUUAUUUUAUUUAUUUUAUAUAAAUAUAGAUAAACCAAAACUAUCAUUAUGUAGAAGGAAAAGAAUUCUUUGACGUAAAGCUACAAGUUUCAUGUUAUUUGAGUUUGAAAUUCAGGUAAAGAAUAGGAGAUAGUGUAAGAUUUUAAGUUACGAUAUUCGUCAUUGCCCAGUGUCGUGUUUUGAUGGAAGAAGAAUUUGAUUCUUUGCUUCAUUUGAAAAGAUAAAAGGGGCAUAUAUAUAUAUAAUGAUGUCUCCCGGCUCAAACUUUUAUUAUAUAUAUGAUUAAACAAAGCCCUCUGAUUCACAUAGAAUAUGGAUCCAAACAGAUCAAUAUAUAACCUAGCCAUUCAUAAGCAUCCUCUUUUCCCUUCAGCUCGUUUUUUUCUUGGUGAAUGUGCUGGCUGCCAUGUAAAAGAACAUAUAUACGGCGGUUACAUUUGCAACGAGCCUUGUUGUUAUGGUUGGUUUCAUAAGGAGUGCGCCGAAGCUCCACCAGAGAUUAAUCAUCAUCCUUCUCAUUUGGAGCAUCCUCUCCUACUCACUAAUGACUCUCAGCCGAAAGAUAGUCCAUGUGAUUGUUGUGGAAAAAAUCUUUUGUCCCCGUGUUAUACUUGUCCCACAUGUGAGUUCAAAGUGGAUUUGAUUUGCGGGAUGAAACCUUCGCCGCCUGCUAUUGAACAUCCGAUGUGCCAUGACCAUUCACUUGUGUUUUUGAAGAAACGAGAGGUGGAGGUUCCUUGUGAUGCAUGCAAGGAAUCUAUUGGUGGACCGUCUUACUCAUGUCUUGAAUGCAUCCAUGUGUACUUCCACUUGGAUUGUGUUCAUCUCUCGAAAGAGAUGUAUCAUCCUUGUCACCCAAGUCACCCUCUCGAAGUUGCCGAAGAAUCCAAGAAGAGUUGUUAUUUUUGUGCAGCUCGACCAAAGGUGCUUUAUCAUUGUUCUAUUUGCAAUUUCAGUGUGUGCUUUGGUUGUACUAAACAUCCACCACCUCUUGUUGUUGAGGAUCCCAAGACUCACAAGCACCCACUUAGUCUUUUUGCAAGCCAAAUCUCGUUUACUUGCAAUCGUUGUGGAACUGAAAGCAACGACCCUAAACCUUACAUAUGUGUCAAGUGCAAUUUUGUCGUCCAUGGAAAUUGUAUCGACUUUCCUCGCAUCAUAAACAUCAAUCGUCAUGACCAUCGCAUCUCUUUCACAUAUCAUCCUGGCCGUCGGGGACCUCGGGGUACACGUUGUGGAUUUUGUUGGGGAGCUGUAAGUCAGUACUACGGAGCUUACGUCUGCUCGGUUUGCCCUGACUACACAGUUCAUUCGCGUUGUGCAGUUUAUUUACAUGUAUGGAACGGUGUGGACCUCGAAGGGACACCCGAGAGGAGCGAAGAUAUUGCACCAUUCAAGGUGGUGGGACAUAAUUUGAUACGUCAUUUCAGCCAUAGCAAACACACUUUAAGACUCGUCGAGGAUAUUGUCAAUAUUCAUGAUGUUUACGAGAGCAUACGAUGCGGCGCAUGCGUAAGUCCGGUCGGGUUUGGCCCUCCGAUUUACGCUUGUGGGAAUUGGGAAUGUCAUUUUUUUCUCCAUGAAAAGUGUGCUAAUUUUGCUAUAAAGAAAAGACUCGUCUUUCGCACCGCACCCUACAUGUUGGAAUGUGGUGAUGACGCAGCAAUAUAUUGCCAGAUGUGUGGAAUGUUAUGCGAUGGUUUCAAGUAUACAUCCCAAGGAGUUACGCCACGCCACUGUGUAGAUGUACAUUGCAGUUCCCUUCCAGAGCCGUUCGUUCAUAACGCGCAUUCGCAUCCCCUACUUAAUCGUAGAAUAACGAAUAUUGUUUGCCGUGCAUGUAAGAAGAGGCUUUCCAAUGACAACGUGCUCGGUUGUUAUGCUUGUAAUUUUUUCUUGUGUUUGUAUUGCGCUACUUUACCAAAAAAGAUACUGCAUAUGAGCAGCGAUGAUGAGCACCCUCUCACUUUAUACUAUGGUGAAAAGAGCAACGGCACGAGCUGGUGCGGCGUUUGUGAGAGUGAACUAGAUCCAAGUUAUUGGUUAUAUACAUGCUCCGAAUGUGGAGUAGCCUUGCAUGUUCAAUGUGCAUUUGGAGAUUUCUCACGUCUCAAGCCAGGACGCAUCUAUAACUUUGGAGAAAGAGAUUACAAAGUGGUCCUUAACAGUGGCAACACUAGGCCAUUUUGCAGCCACUGUCACUCCCGAUGCAAGGUCCCCUUCAUCUUAAGGGACAAAAGUAAAGACAAUGGAUGCAUCUGUUCCCUUUCAUGUCUUUCAAUAGGCUUGGGCAAUAUUCGGUUCCUCGGAUCGGGCCUUUUCGGAUCCAGGUCGGAUCUUGGUGGGUCCGAAUCCUUAGGAUCUUAGAUAUUUAAGAUAUUUAGACCCAAUGGAGUAAAGACAAUGUAUACAUCUGUUCACUUUCAUGUUUUUCAAGUUGUUUGGGUAUAAAAUUUGGUUAACUUCCAAGGACCGAAAAGUUAUACAGAGUGAUAUUGUUUCCUAGUGAAGAGGGCUGGUUAUUUAUAUAUUUACAAACAAAUUGAGAAUCAAUUAUGGUUCCAGCUUCUAUAACUUCUGCAAUAAAAAAAAAUCCCCUUGUAAA
This is a messenger RNA of Brassica napus (rape), 3866 nucleotides long. RefSeq lists its product as uncharacterized. Lineage: Eukaryota; Viridiplantae; Streptophyta; Magnoliopsida; Brassicales; Brassicaceae. The coding region runs from base 1574 to 3628 and encodes 684 amino acids. The transcript has a single exon. The record is from RefSeq and is a predicted model, not a curated record.